This is a messenger RNA of Mauremys mutica (yellowpond turtle), 7353 nucleotides long. Its product is annotated as histone-lysine N-methyltransferase SETD1A-like. Gene Ontology annotation, cellular component: Set1C/COMPASS complex. Gene Ontology annotation, molecular function: histone H3K4 methyltransferase activity; RNA binding; protein binding. Lineage: Eukaryota; Metazoa; Chordata; Testudines; Geoemydidae. The transcript has 20 exons. Bases 513 to 6083 code for a protein of 1856 amino acids. The record is from RefSeq and is a predicted model, not a curated record.
CUGCCAGAGGCCUGUUUUAGGGUUUCAUGCUGCAGCCCAUCACCGUAGUGCUGUCUUACCUAUCUUAUGAGCCUGCCCUUCUCAGCAGCUGGCUUGAGAGGGUUCGAUCAGGUCGCAGAUGCCAGAUCGUGAAAUAACUUUUAACCUGGGUUUCAGUUUUGUCUUUUGAAUCUCUUCAUUUUUUUAAUUUAUUUUUGCUGGUAGACAAGUAGGUUGGAAACUCUGAUAUCAUACAGGAGCUUGGAAUUGAACCCAGGAGUCCUGCCUCCCAGCCCUUCCUGUCAAACCCACUAGAUCUCACUCCCCUUCCAGAUCUGGGGAUAGGACCCAGGAGUCCUGACUCCAGUACAGUUGCCCCCUCACAUGUUCUUUGAGGCUCCACUCAGCGUUAUGGACUAAACAUCUGCCCCGUUGCAUUGGAAAGAAGCCUGCCGCAUUUACAGACACACGUCUUCUUUCGUUGCUAUCAAGAGCCCAAAACAAAUCAUCCAUAACAGUUUAAAUGAGUCAUAAUGGAUCAGGAAAGUGGGGGUGACAUCCAGAAAGCCCCCAACUUCCAGUGGAGAAGCUACAAGCUCGUCAUUGACCCGGCGCUGCGGCGGGCCCCGCAGAAAGUCUACCGCUACGAUGGAGUCCACUUCAGCGCCCCCGAUUCAGGAUAUCCUCCUGUGGGUGACGUACGGGACCCCCGGCCACGCAGGAUAUGGUCCAAGCACAGAGACCUGUCGCUCCCUGUUCCUAAGUUCAAGCUGGACGAGUUCUACAUCGGGCAGAUCCCGCUGAAGGAGGUGACCUUCGCCCGGCUGAAUGACAACAUCAAGGAGCCCUUCCUGGCCGAGAUGUGCAAGAAGUACGGGGAGAUCGAGGAGAUCGAGAUUCUCUACAACCCCAAGAACCGCAAGCACCUGGGCCUGGCCAAGGUGCUGUUCACCAGCACGCGCGGAGCCAAGGAGACCGUCAAGAACCUGCAUAACACCACAGUCAUGGGCAACAUCAUCCACGCCCAGCUGGACAUCAAAGGACAGCAGCGGAUGAAGUACUAUGAGCUGAUCGUCAACGGCUCCUACACCCCUCAGACUGUUCCCACCGGGGGCAAAUCUCUGAGUGAGAAAUUCCCAGCGCCUGUGGCCCAGGCUGAGACGUCAGAGUCCCGACGGCGCCAGUCCACCGACUCCUCCUACUCAGGCAGCACUGUGGGUUCGACGCCCGGCAAUGGGACCCCUUGCUCUCAGGACACCCCAUACUCCAGUGCUCGCCAGGAUACCCCCUCGUUCUAUGGUCAGUUUACCCCCCAGUCGUCCCAGGGGACCCCGCACACCCCCCGAGGAGGAACGCCGUAUUCCCAAGACUCGGCCUACUCCAGCAGGCAAGGCACGCCCAGCUACUCCAGCUAUCACCCGGAGCCGACCUCCUACAAGUCCCGCAGGCAUGAGAACAGCUACCCGGAGUCGUACUCCCGCCGGCACUACUCCUCCUCCUCCUCCUCCUCCUCUUCCUCCACGGCUGCCGCCGCCGCCGCUGCCCCCUCCUCCUCGCACUACCGCCCCAGCGACCCCCACUACUCGCCCUACAGCCAGCAGUUCGAGGGGGCAGGCGGGCGCUACCAGCGCCGCCACUCCUCCGAGGGACGCUCGUCCUCCCACCACUCCUCCUCUUCCUCCGCCCACCGCUCCCACCAAAGAGAGGACUCCAGUUACCACUCUCGGCACCGGGAGCGCCCCCAGCGGGACGAUCCCACCCCUGCUCCCUCCUCCUCCUCCUCCUCCUCCUCCUCUUCCUCUUCUUCCUCCUCCUCCUCUUCCUCCUCCUCCUCCUCCUCCGCUUCCACCACGGCAGCUGCUUACCCCGUGGCUCCCGCCACGCCGGAUGCGACGCUCUUCCAGAACAGCCACAGCUUUGGCCAGCAAGCGGAGCCCUUCGCAGCCCCCGGUGCCAUCUACCCUCCCUACCCGGCCCCCCCCGAGCCCUUCCCGCUGCCCCCGGAGCCACACCCCUGUGACCAGGAUUACCGGCUGCUGCCCACGGCCGAGACCUUCGCUGCCAACUCCCUGCCCCCCACGGAGUUUCUGGCUCAGGAAAGCAAGGAAGAGCCCAGCCCUGCGGCUGCCAGCACCGACGAUCAGGCCCAAUCGCCGGCCCCCCAGGCCUCGCCGGCCCGUUUGGGCUCCCCGGCGCCAGAGACCACCAAUGAGAGCGUCCCGUUUGCCCAGCACAGCAGCCUGGACUCGCGCAUCGAGAUGCUGCUGAAGGAGCAAAGAUCCAAGUUCUCCUUCCUCAAUUCAGACACGGAGGAAGAGGAGGAGGAAGGGGGCAAGGCGGGGGCCAAGGGGGCAGAACCGCAUGGGCCCUGCACCCCGCCCCCACCCCUGCCCACCAGCUUUGAGGAUGUGGUGCCAGCUCCGGACGCCGGGGUAGAGUCGCCCAAGGCCAACGGGCAGGACAGGGCCUCCCAGCAGUCAUCGGGCGAGGACAUGGAGAUCUCGGAGGAGGAGGCGGAGGAGGAGCCCGCGGGGUCAGCGCCGGCCGAUCCACACUUCCCGGUGUUGCCUGCAGGCCUUGGCCACCUGCCGCUGGCUGUCUCGGCCUUCGCCCACCCGCCGGAGCCACCCUCUGCCUACCCACUGCAGCCCCUCAUGUCAGUGUCCCUGCCCCACCUGACAGGCGAGGCCGACUACUCCCAGGCCCCGCCGCCCCACCACCUGCAGGCGCCGGGCCUCCCGGACUACGGGGCGCAGGCCGGCGCCGCGGGCACAGGACCUGGGGCGGCUGCUCCCCCCCACAUCUAUGACUUCGUUAACUCCCUGGAGCUGAUGAACCGGCUGGGCAACCAGUGGGGUGGGAUGCCCAUGUCCUUCCAGAUGCAGACCCAGAUGCUGAGCCGGCUGCACCAGCUGCGCCAGGGCAAGGGGCAGUACGAAGAGCCCUUCCCCUACCACCAGGAGGCAGCGUUCGCCAGCCACCCGCUCUACGGGCACUACCUGCUGGAUCAGGACAGCCGCCACUUCCCGAGAGACCAGCUUUUCCUGCAGCAGCCGGCCAGCACCGAGGAGCCCCCGCCCGGCUCGGAGCAGCCCCCGCCUCCACCGCCCCCCUCACAACCGCAGCGGCUGCUGGACUACCGGGCAGCGACGUGGGGCUACCAGGAGGAGGCGCCCUGCGACCCACAUGCCUCCACUGUGGACAGCGUCCUGGCCACCCUGACGCAGGAGAUGAAGAGCAUCAUGCAGCGUGACCUCAACCGCAAGAUGGUGGAGAACGUGGCCUUCAGCACCUUCGACAAGUGGUGGGAGCGCAAGGAGCAGAAGGCCAAGCCCUUCCAGAACGCGGCCAAGCAGCAGGCCAAGGAGGAGGAGAAGGAGAAAACCAAACUCAAAGAUCCGGCCCUGCUGUCCUUGGUCGACUGGGCCAAGAGCGGCGGCACCGUGAGCCUCGAGGGCUUCAGCUUCGGAACCGGCCUCCGUGGGGCGCUCAGGCUCCCGUCCUUCAAGGUGAAAAGGAAAGAGCCUUCUGAGAUCUCGGAGAGCAGUGAAGAGGCGCGACCCCGGCCUUCCACUCCCGCAGAGGAGGAGGAGGAUGACAAGGAGGCAGCUCAAGGCCCAAAGGGAUCCAAGCGGGAGGAAGAGUGGAUCAAGGGGCCGGGCAAGCGCCGGAAGCUCUUCUGCCUGGACAGCGAAGGGGAAGAGACCUCUGAAGAGUCGUCCUCGGAGAAGGAGGAGGACGAGGACGAGCAGGAGGACGAGGAGGAGGAAGAGGAGGAUGCAGCGCACAGCGACAAGGAAGAGGAAUCAGAAGAAGCAGCAGAGAGCGAGGACUCCUCUGUAUACUCCCUCUACGAGGAAUCGGACGAGGACAGCGACAGCGCUUCGGACUCUGAGAGCAGCUCGUCCUCUUCCUCCUCCUCCUCGGACGAAGCUGAGAGCGUGGAGGGGACGGCUGAGGACACCAUGGACGAGUCCACCAUGGACAGCUGCCCCGUGGAGCCAGCAGGGAAGGAGAGCAAAGUAGAGUCCUUGGCGGGCACGGAACUGGAGAAGGUCAAAGAGGCCACGCUAGAGCCCACAGCGGAGCAGAAAGCCGCCCCCCAAGAGGAGCGUGAGGCUGAGCUGGCUCCCCGCCCCUCCUCGCCCAUCCCCCUCCUGCCGCCUCCCAAGAAGCGCCGGAAAACAGUCUCCUUCUCAGCCCCCGGCGAGGAGGAGGGGGCCAAGACGGGGGCAGAGAAGGUGGCCGAAGCAGCCCCGUCCCCCCUUCCCCUUCCGCCCCCGCCCCCUGCCGAGGAGCUAGCGCCUCCUGCAGUAGUGCCUGUGGAACCUGCCGCGCCGAUGCCCCAAGUGCCCUUAGCGCAGGACACACCCCGCCCUGCCACGCCGCCCCCUGCCCCCAAGCCUCCCGUCAGUGGGGGGCGUAAGCGGGAGCCCCCCAAAGCCAGCCAAAGAACCAUCAGCAACCUGCCGGCCGACCACGCCUCACUGGUGAAGUGCUGGGCCGAGGAGCCGCCCGCCGGCAGCGGACGCCGUCGCUCCCGUUCCCGCUCCUCAGAGCCCCCACGGCCCCUAGCCAGCGGGGAGGCCGAGCGGCUGCGGCUCCGGGAGCAGCUGGGCGCCUCGUCCCUCCUGGAGCUGGCAAACCAGCCUGAGGCGGGCGGCGUGGACCUAGCCGUGCUGGCAGACAUCGCCCUGAAGAUGCCCAUUGGCCGCGCCAAAGAGGAGGCCGAGGAUUCGGAGGGCACGGAGACGUCAGAUGAGGCGGAAGAGCAGUCGCCCCCCCGGGCCCUGCCUGCACCCCGAGAUAACAGCAUCCUCCUGGAGCACAACUAUGCCAUGGCGGUGAGAGCGGCGCCGCCAGCUCCCCGGAGAGCAGCCAAGGCCGAGGAGGAGGCCCCGGGCCCAGCUGAGCUGCUGCGGGUGGAUCUCUUUGGCGGGCACGUCGGGGAGGUGCUGGAGGCGCCGGAGGAGGUGGUGGCGGAGGCCAGCGAGGCCAAGGCUGAGCCAGAGGUGGGCGCCCUCCUGGCACUGGCGGGGGAGGAGCGGGCCAGGAGGAAGCGACACCGAGACAAGGAGGAGGCACCGGACUCCCCGGCCUCGGAGCCCUGCCCCUCAGAGAGCGAGGAGGAGGAGGAGGAGAGCGAGGACGCCGACGCCGGCGAGACGCGCCGGCGGACGCUGCGCUCCCAUUCGCACAAGCCCUGGCCCCAGCCCCUCCCCUCCUUUGAGACCCGCAGCGAGUUCGAGCAGAUGACCAUCCUCUACGACAUCUGGAACUCGGGCCUGGACGUGGAGGACAUGCACUACCUGAAACUCACCUACGAGCGCCUGCUGCAGGAGGACAACAGCACCGACUGGCUCAACGACACCCACUGGGUGCACCACACCAUCACCAACAUCGCCAACCCCAAGCGGAAGCGGAAGUCGUCGGACCUGCGGGAGCACCAGACUGGCUGUGCCCGCAGCGAAGGCUACUACCCCAUCAGCAAAAAGGAGAAGGACAAAUAUCUCGAUGUGUGUCCCGUGACGGCGCAGGAGCUGGAGGUGAUGGACACCCAGGGCACCAACCGCAUCCUGUCGGAGCGGAGGUCGGAGCAGCGGCGCCUGCUCAGCGCCAUCGGCUCCUCCGCCAUCCUGGACAGUGACUUGCUGAAGCUCAAUCAGCUCAAGUUCCGUAAGAAGAAGCUGCGGUUUGGCCGGAGCCGUAUCCACGAGUGGGGCCUGUUCGCCAUGGAGCCGAUCGCUGCGGAUGAGAUGGUGAUUGAGUAUGUGGGGCAGAACAUCCGGCAGGUGGUGGCCGACAUGCGGGAGAAGCGCUACGUGCAGGAGGGCAUCGGCAGCAGCUACCUGUUCCGUGUCGACCACGACACCAUCAUCGACGCCACCAAGUGCGGCAACCUGGCCCGCUUCAUCAACCACUGCUGCACGCCCAACUGCUAUGCCAAAGUGAUCACCAUCGAGGCUCAGAAGAAGAUCGUCAUCUAUUCCAAGCAGCCCAUCGGCGUCAACGAGGAGAUCACCUACGACUACAAGUUCCCCAUCGAGGAGAACAAGAUUCCCUGCCUGUGCGGCACAGAGAACUGCCGCGGCACCCUGAACUGAGACCGUAUUUAUUGUGUUCCCUGCCCCUCCUUCGGCGCCUGGUCACGGGGCCCACGGCCAGUCGUUCUCUGCCGGGAUCCGCCCUCCGCCCGGGGAAGCCAGGUCCGGAUUCAGGUUGCCUUUAGGGACCCCCGCCCCCAUGCAGACUGGCUCCAGAGCCAGCCUUGACGACGUUUUGGCAUGAGCUGAGUUGGAAGCAGCUUUGCCCAGGCAAGACUCGUUCCUUCCCCACCCACGACUCCCAGCAUGCAGCUCUGCUUCAGCCCGGGGGGGCUUGACCCAAAUCCCCAGGAUGCUUUGGGGGCAGCGGAGCAGAGUGCAUGCUGGGAGUGGAGUUGCCCUCUUUCCACCACAGUUGGGAGUUUUGCUUUGCAUUUAUAUUCCCUGCCUCUGAAGAGGAAUUCGGUUCCUUGCGUGCAGGAGCCCUCCCUUCUCCCCUGUCCUCCUGCUUGAUGGACACCUGUCGCCACCCGGUUGUCAGGGGAAGGGAGCUGAGCAUGGUGGGAAAUGCCUUGGGCUUGCCAUUGCUGUGACCAUAGUACGCAAGCAGCGGAAAGCGCCGGCAAUGUCUCUAACCACCCAAGGGGUCGGAGUCCAAAGCAUUAGAGCCUGAAGCAGACUCUCCCUGUCCCUCCAUCUGUUUGUCCCUGCUGCUCUUCCCACCCGCGCCAGGUAGCUCCCGAGCGCCCUCGACGGCGGGGGAGGAUCUGUUUAGGAUGGUCGGGUUUUUACUGUUCUGUUCCCCCCUCAUCAGUUUUGUAACAGGUGCCACUCCUGAUUCACUCCACUAUGAACACAGCCUCCACCCUUUGAUUACAGUGCCUCGCAAAGUCCCGCGUCCCUUUAGCUUUAAUGCCCUGAUACAUCUGUGGAGAAAUCUUUCCCUCUGGACAAAACAAAACAAUACCCAGUCCCCUCUCAAAUAUAACAGAACCAAUCAGAUCACUUUAUCCUGCUGCCAAUCAGUGUGUGCCCCUCCCUCCCCCCCAACAUAUUAAAAAUAAAAACACAAAUAGAUAAUAAUAAAGGGGCUGGAUUCUCCUCUCGCUCACCCCGGUGUCGCUCGGGCAGAGCGUAUCUCCAGCGUAAGCCGAGACCAGAAUCAAGACCCCCUGUUAAUUUUUCUUUAGGAGAAGAAAGUUGUGUAUAUAUUCCAGAUGGACUGGCUGUUUCUUGUAGAAACACACAAAAGUAAUUGGUAUGUAAAUAUUCUUUUUGUUAUUUUUUCCCCCCUCUUCCGACUAAAAAAGAAAGAAAUGGUUGUAAAUAA